GGGGGGGGGGAGGGGAAAGAGGCCGGACUCAAAAGAACAAUCAGUGUGAGCGAGCGAGAGGGAGAGCGGUGUCCCAGGGUGUCAGAGUCAAGAUUGUACAGUGGGUGUAUGUAAAACAGGAUGGCCCAGGAGACAAAUCAAACACAGGUGCCCAUGCUGUGUACCACGGGCUGUGGUUUCUAUGGCAACCCACGAACCAAUGGAAUGUGUUCAGUUUGCUACAAAGAGUAUCUACAGAGACAGCAGAACAGUGGCAGGAUAAGCCCACCAGCAGCUAGUGCGGUCAGUAGUAACAGCAAUUCAAGCACAGAGUCCAUCCCUGUUCAGUGCACAGAAGGAAACCCUGAAAUAUCUGCAGAUGCCUCUAAUGCCACAUGUGUCAAAACUAGCACUCCAGUAACACAGCAGAUGACAGCAAUGAGUAUCUCGCAAGAUGAGUCGAGCACUGAGACAGAGGGAGCUCUAAAAGUUGAAGUCGUCACAGCAUCAGUUGCUGUGAAUGUAGAAACUGCAGAAAGUUCCACAGAAGGAGAGGAGAAGGUUCCAGAAAAGUCAAAACCCAAAAAGAAUAGAUGUUUCACUUGCAGGAAGAAGGUUGGAUUGACUGGAUUUGAUUGUCGUUGUGGAAACCUUUUCUGUGGACUUCACCGCUACUCUGACAAACACAACUGCCCUUAUGAUUACAAGGCUGAAGCAGCAGAGAAGAUCCGGAAAGAGAAUCCCAUUGUGGUGGCUGAAAAAAUUCAGAAAUUAUGAACUGCUAUAUUGUAGCAAGACUUUCAUGUGGGAAAAUCCAACAUGGUAUCUUGAAGAGCCCGGCUUAAGACAAAACCUGUUUUUGUGCAAACAAAUAGGCAUGAGAUUGGCAGAUGGUUUAGUCAAUGGCUUGCUGCUGAUGGAAAUUUGCCUUGUGGUACAAUGAAGAAACUAUAUUAUCAAGUAUAGAAACUUAACCAGCAAAGGAACAAGGUGCGCUGUACCACACAAGCAGUCCUUUUUCAGCAGUGGCCUUUUGACUGUGCCUUCUGUCUUAAUAAUCUACUGAGAUCAAGUCUGCAGGGAACCAGGCCAGUGUACCCAUGUAUGUGCCUGUAGGUACUUAUGCCCCUUUACAGGAACCUGAGUAAUGACCUCAUUGGCAUGCUCCUUUUUUAAUGAGCUGUGAACUUGUGUAUGUUUGAUCUGGGUGAUAUGUACCUCUUUUCCCCUCAGGUAAUUACCGAUGUAUUGCAGGCAUCUGGAGUUGUGCAAUACUCUUGAGACUGAAUGAUGGACUUAGAAGCUACCAUGGUACACAAGAGAAGAGAAGAUGUUGAAAUCGAUCUAAUAAACUGAUUCAUUUAACUUUUAACUUUCGAAGCUAAAAAUGGCAACUAUCAUACACUAUCCUGUGUAUCAUGGCUGCUUUGAGUUCAAACAAAGGUGCAUUCACACAGGUAAGUAUAGAUAUGCUAUUCAUAACACAAUUUCUAAAAAGGUAUUUUUUUAUGGGUCUAUAGGGCAAGCAGGUUAGCCAACGGGGUCAUUACCCAGACAAGUCAGAGGGACAGUAUCUCUUUUUGGUUAGUUUUCUGUGUCCUGGAUUUACUGUGAUGGAUUAUAUCAACACAACACAACCUACCUUUUAAACAUGAACAUAUUUGUGGAAAUCUCUACACCAUGGCUUUAACACAGAGAAAAAAAAUCCAGGCCUGACAUGACUUUUUUGCAGUAUUAUUGAAAUGGCCUUUUAUUGAGUUUUGAAUGAAUAACAUUGGGUCUAUCAGAGCCAGAUUUAUUUUAAAUUGAGCCAAAAUCAGAGCAAGAAAAAGUGAUUCUGUCUCUAAUGAGAUGUGACACUGGUUCGGGUGUGGUCCGGUUCACUGCACACUUCAAGCUGAGCUACAUGCAAAUAAAUUGCAGUGUUGCAGUCUUUUACCAGUUUUCUUUUCUCCUUUUAAUAGCUAUUUCAGCUUUGAUAGUUAUUCACUUUGUAACAAUGUACAGUUUAAACUUGUAAAUUGGUAAGGGAUGUGGGUGGAAGACAUAUAUUGAUGAUUGAGUGCUUUGGGUGCUAGUUGUGUGCUUUUCUUUCCCUUCAUUAUUUUUCUCCUUUUAAUGAAAGUAUGAUAUAAAAUGAUAAUAUAUUGUAGUUUGCUUGGAUUGUGUGGUUUUAGUUAUUUUAGUCUGGAUUUCUGAAGUUUUGACCAGAUGUUGUGCACAUGCUCCAACUGUAGCCUUUCACUAUCUAUUGCACCAAACCAAGAGACUGAUCUGUUAGCGUUGUAUCUGCUGUUGCCCACUCUUCUUGGUCCAAUCACAAAGUAUGGGGGAAAUAAGUUGAAAUGCUGACCCAACCACCCAACAUGAUGCAUCGAAAUUUGGUCUUGUAGAAUCCCAUUGAAUUUGACAGGCCAUAUUCUCGUUGUGUGCUUAAAGGGAAAGUACAUUCUCGUGAAAUGGCCAUAAUCAUAAUUCAAUGCAUCAUGAUGGAUAGAGAAUCACAAAGGGGGAAAGCAACCCAGAGUUCAUAUUGGGUGGACAGAACCUCAGAGCAAAAGAAAAGAUGGGACACAUUGAUAAGUGUACAGAUAAUUCUUCAUCCAAAUUAGGAUUGAGGCGACUGUGUAGAAUACACUUCUGUUUUAAGCUUCACAAAAUCCAUGCUUUGGCAAAUUUUUAAAAAUUAUCUUCCCUCAAAGUUUUUGUGGUUUGGUCAGAUUCCCUCCUUCACAAAUCUUAAGACUAACUUGAAUUUUAUUGAAUCAAAUGCAGAAAAUGACUUUCCAUUUUGUUGGCCUUUCUGUGCUGGAUUCUCAUUGCAUAAGGGAAACAAUGCAAAUCUAAAUCUGCUGUAUUCUAAUAGACACCAGCAAUAUUAAGUAGGUAAAACACUUAAUUUUUGAAAACAAACAAUAGCUCCUAUGCAAUUGAAAUAUGUACUCCAAUCAAAAUGACUUUUAAACUGCCAAAUGCAACCAAUAAAAAGCAGCUUCUUACAAA
Messenger RNA from Carcharodon carcharias (great white shark), 2982 nucleotides. Its product is annotated as AN1-type zinc finger protein 5-like. The record is from RefSeq and is a predicted model, not a curated record. Bases 121 to 756 code for a protein of 211 amino acids. Gene Ontology annotation, molecular function: DNA binding; zinc ion binding. NCBI's taxonomy places the organism in Eukaryota, Metazoa, Chordata, Chondrichthyes, Lamniformes, Lamnidae. The transcript is spliced from 6 exons.